This is a messenger RNA of Momordica charantia (bitter melon), 824 nucleotides long. It is a transcript of the gene CPISCA, whose product is annotated as chloroplast-localized ISCA-like protein. NCBI's taxonomy places the organism in Eukaryota, Viridiplantae, Streptophyta, Magnoliopsida, Cucurbitales, Cucurbitaceae. Gene Ontology annotation, molecular function: protein-macromolecule adaptor activity; iron-sulfur cluster binding. Gene Ontology annotation, cellular component: chloroplast stroma. The record is from RefSeq and is a predicted model, not a curated record. Gene Ontology annotation, biological process: iron-sulfur cluster assembly.
GACAGAAUAAAAUGAAUAAAAAAUCCGAAUAACUAGAUCUUAACUCUAGCCGCUCGAUCACAAAGUUUCCGACUAGUCGCAAGCGGCGGUCGCAUAUUUACCGGUUGCAAUUUGCCGUUCACCGGAAUAAACGCGGCAGCACAACCGGCUUUCUCCGAUGGCGUUCUCUUCGGCUACCAUGAAAUUCCCCUCUGUUCUUCACCUGCGUGCCCUUCCCGAAAGCUCUGCAACUCAAAGUUCAAUUUCCUUCCGAUAUUCACUUACGAAAUUCAGCCGCAGGAAAUCCUUAUCAGUUCGAUCGGUUUCAGUCCCUGCACCAACAUCAGAGGGUAUAGCACCGGCUAUCUCACUAACAGAUAAUGCAUUGAACCACUUGAAUAAAAUGAGAUCUGAUCGCAAUGAAGAUUUGUGCUUAAGAAUUGGUGUCAGACAAGGUGGAUGCUCUGGUAUGUCCUACACGAUGGAGUUUGAGAACAGGGCAAAUGCUAGACCCGAUGACUCAAUUAUAGAAUAUAAUGGUUUUGUGAUUGUAUGUGAUCCCAAGAGCCUGCUCUUCUUGUUUGGAAUGCAAUUGGACUAUAGCGACGCACUUAUUGGUGGUGGCUUCUCUUUCAAGAACCCAAAUGCUACACAAACUUGUGGUUGUGGAAAAUCAUUUGCUGCAGAUAUGUAGGAUCAUCAUCUGUAUAUAUGAAUGACUCAAUAGAAACUUGAUAGUCUUAUGUUUAAAAAAACUUAGAAUGUGUAAAAGACUCUUAGUUUGUUCGACCAUUGAUUCUAAUAUUGAUAUACUUUACAAAUAUUUUGUUGUUGUGUUGGUGAUA